Molecule: messenger RNA, 434 nt
Organism: Monoraphidium neglectum
Lineage: Eukaryota; Viridiplantae; Chlorophyta; Chlorophyceae; Sphaeropleales; Selenastraceae
Exons: 1
Source: RefSeq, a predicted model, not a curated record
AUGGCAUCGAGCGCGGUCUUGCAGGGGGAACAGGACACUCUCUUGGAGCGUCUUCCAGUGUUGUCACUGGAUACAACCCCUCGGUGCAUACCGUGCAGCAACGUGCUCGAUUUCGCUGCCGCAGCGGGCGGCAAAGCCGAGCGGCAGCAGGUGGCGCAGCUGCUGGCCAAAGCGGCGGCGGCCGCCGCCGUCAAUGCCUGCGAGGUGUGCGACCGUAGAGGCACCCCAUCAGCGGCAUCAUCCACAGCCAGGGAGGAGGACGAUGGUGACCAGCCGCUCGCAUUCACUGCCACCACCAGCCUGGCGUUCGCGCCGCGGCGGCUUCGCAUGCUGCGAGGCAGCUUCCUCUGCGGCCGCUGCCGCGCGGCGCGCGACCCAGGGCUGCUCCUGCACCUAUUGACGCCGCCGCUGCCUGGGGCACCCGACGACGGCAG